Molecule: messenger RNA, 2202 nt
Organism: Chenopodium quinoa (quinoa)
Lineage: Eukaryota; Viridiplantae; Streptophyta; Magnoliopsida; Caryophyllales; Amaranthaceae
Product: ankyrin repeat-containing protein ITN1-like
Exons: 5
Coding region: 655-2076 (473 amino acids)
Cellular component (GO): plasma membrane
Molecular function (GO): protein phosphatase 1 binding; protein phosphatase regulator activity
Source: RefSeq, a predicted model, not a curated record
ACCAACUUGAUUAUUCAUAUGACUCCAAACCACACUUGAUUUUAGAAUUUGUUUCUAAAACUCCAAAAAUUCCCUCAAACCCAAAAUUCCAAUCAUGACAUCCUCGAAAAUGGAUGAAGAGCUGAGAAAUGCAGCAGUGAGAGGAGAUGUAGACUUCCUUAAACAUUGUGUUGAAUCCAAUAAACCCAUCGAAUACUACUUGACUUUCUAUCCUGAGGAGGAUGACCAAUCUGGAAGACGCCAUCAUGGCAACAUCUUCCACAUGGCCGCAACCGAAAACCAAGAAGAGUUUAUAAGAGAAGCCAUGGGGAUUUUACCUCAAGAAGCCAAGCACCAACUCCUUGUUCAAACAAGGGGAAUAAGCAAGUGGAACCCUCUUCAUGUAGCAGCCAAAGUUGAAGAAAUCUUUCGAGAACUACUUCAGAGAGAGCCAGAGCUAAUUAAACAAAAAAAAAAGAAUGAUUUAAUUUGUGGGCAUAUUAUGGUAAAAUUUGGCCAUUCAAAAUUCUCUUAGAUUGUAAGGAUAUCAUUCAAGAUGUAAAUAAGAUUUUCACAUACUUGGUAUCUUCAACGAAUAAUAAUAAUGGUGGCAAUCCAUUACACUACUUGGCUAGAUAUGCCCGGUGUACAGAAGAUGCUACAAAAAUUGCAGAAAUGCUGAUAGAUAUUUACAAAAAAGAAUCACCAAGCCUUUCAAAUAAUCAACAUCCUUGGUUAGUGAAGAACAUUGAUGGAGAUACACCUUUGUCAUUGGCCAUAGCCCAGAAGAAUGUAAAUCUGGCAAUAUAUUUGUUGUCAGUGGAUGAAAAUGUAGUUAUCGAAAGUAAGAAGAAUGUUCUAUUCUUGGCUGUCGAGGUUCAAUGUCAUACACUUGCCGAAGAGAUAUUGAAGAUAAUCGAUAACAAAGGUUGGACUCAACUUCUUACGAAUCAUCAAAAGCUCAAUAUCUUGCAUCUUGCUCCAUUAUGCACAGAUGUAAGCUUUGGGACAUGGUUAGUAGAUAUAGCACCAGAAUUCAUCACCCAAAAACAUAAAAAUGGACAAUCACCUUGGGAUAAAGCGUUUGAAUUUGGUCAUGCAUGGUUUAUAAAAGCGGUUUUGGAAAAAGAUUCAUCCGUGUUCAGUAGGGAACCCCUGGCUUGGACAAAAGCUUGUGAAAAAGGUCAUGUCCCAGCUCUUUGUGCCUUCAUCGACCAUAAUCCAGGAGCGUUUCGAGAUCUUUGUAUUGAAAAAAAGGAUUCUCCUUUACAUCAUAUAAAACUGUCAAGUUUAACAAACUAUGAAGAGUUUCUCAAGAUUCCACGCAUGAAGGAUCUAAUUAAUCUUCAAGAUUCUCAAGGUGUAACACCUUUACACAAAGCAAUACAAGAUGACAACUUAUUCUUGACUGAAACUUUACUCAGCAUUGAUAAGAUCAACUAUGACAUCAAGGAUGAUGGAGAUAAUUCUGCCAUAGAUCUAUUGGCUCAGAAAUGCGCUGACAACCAGGCAUGGGACCGAAUGUGUAAGAGAAUUGGACUUGAUCCAAGGAUUAAAACGACAUACUUUCGAACUAAGACGACAAAUUUGUUGGAUGUGCGAAAUUCUUUGUUUGUGGUAGCUGCGUUAUUAGCCACCAUUACAUUCACUGCUGGAUUCACUCUCCCUGGUGGAUUUACUCAAGAUUCGGGUGAGGCAAUUUUGGCAAAGAAGGCAGCUUUUUUGGUCUUUUUGGUAUCCAAUACACUAGCCCUAUUUUUUUCAAUGUUGGUGUUGAUUUGUCUCAUAUGGUCUAUGGUUCUUGAUCCAAUCAAAUCAUUGAUAUUGAUUGAUCGGAGUAUGGUGUUACUCCUUUUGGCACUAAACUGCACAUUAUUGGCGUUUAUGACGGGAGUCUACACUGUCAUAGCCCCAAAGUCAUUGUGGGCAGCUAUCCUUAUUAUUGUCAUCAUGAGUUCUCUCAUUGGAAUUUCAAUCAACAAGACUCUCUUGUACCGUGCUCUAGAGUACAUAUAUAAGUUAUUCCCUUCUCAAAGUAAGGAGUGCAUAGAUCGAUUUCGUGCGAUGGAAUUGGGGUGCGUCCCUAAGACUGAGUAGAGUUCGUGCGUAGUUUUUGAUACCGGAAUUCGAACUAAGUUCGUCGAUUUGAUUUACUGUAUAGAACUAGUUUUUUUUUUCCCUCCUUACCUUUUUAAAAAUUUGAGACCUCUUAUAAAUGGUGUA